Messenger RNA from Pseudo-nitzschia multistriata, 2486 nucleotides. Lineage: Eukaryota; Bacillariophyta; Bacillariophyceae; Bacillariales; Bacillariaceae. The record is from the annotation of a GenBank genome assembly.
CCUAAGUCGAUUCUACAGGAGUAUUAGAAGUACCGACAGCUAUGCGACCUCCAAUUUCUAAAACGAAAGUCCUCGUUCUGUUGGCGGUAUUUGUUUUUGUUGUCGUGUCAACUCCUAGCGCAAGUGGUUUUUGUUUCGUCCACCCCCAUCGGAAAAGUCCCAGCGCACAGCCUCGGCAGUUGGUGUCUUCACUCCAAUCCAGACCGGUUGAUGUAAACCACAAGUUAGAGAAGGAGGGAGACGAUGUGGAUUCUCUAAACCAAAGAGAGAAGCCGUCUAACAACACUACAAAACAACAGCGGGAAGCCGCCAAGAACAAAACUCCUGUUCACUUGCUAGCUGGAUUUCUGGGAAGUGGAAAAACUACGACCCUAAAACAUGUCCUGGAGAACAAAGAAGAUGUCCGGGUCGGCGUCGUUGUCAAUGACGUUGCUAGCGUCAACAUCGACGCCAAACUGAUUGCCCAGAAGGAUGCAUCCUCCGCGGAUGCUUUUUCGUCGGAGGCAACCGCGACAAAGCCACCUAUCAAAGCCAGCCGCAACGACGUCGUGGAACUCCAGAACGGAUGUGCCUGCUGCUCCCUCGCCGGCGAAUUGUUUGACUCCAUCGAGUCGCUCCUACGGCCUAGAAUCGGCAGCGGGGAUUCCGAAGCGACUUCCCCGUACGAGGCCAUCGUGGUCGAACUCUCAGGGGUGGCGGAUCCCCUUGCGAUCCGCAACCACUGGAGAGAAGCCGUGGCAACCGAUUCCCAUCCCGGGGUUACCAACCAGGCCGAGCUGGGAAGGAUUCUUACGAUCGUGGAUGCGACCACUUUUGGAACCGACUAUAUGACCUACGACGUCUUGAGGGACCGAGACGGAUGGCUAGGCGGCGAAAGUUCCACCACAAUCAACACCAGCGAACGGCAGCGGCUGCAACCUAACAACAACUGUUCCGGAAACAAGCAGGUUGCUUAUUUGCUGGUGGAACAGGUCGAAGCCGCCGACCUCGUGGUGGUCAACAAGCAAGACCUAGCGGGAGAGACGAAGACGGACGUCGCGAGACGCAUGGUCGAGGGCCUGAACGAAGAGGCCGAGAUUCUGACCACGAACCACGGGAAGAUUUCGGCAACCAAGCUCCUGGGAUUGCCAUGGCCAUCCGACUUGGAAGAAUCCGAUUCUCGGGAGCAAGAGGAGGAAAGCGCAGACGGAUCCCAUUCCCAUUCGCACACACACCAGCAUUCCAGCAGAAAAGACGCGGAUUCCCCUUCGCUUGACGCAUACUCGCAUGACCACGAUGCAGCCUGCGACGACGCGGACUGCACUGAUCCGUCGCAUUCUCAUUCUCAUACGCAUUCUCAUACGCAUUCUCACUCGCAUUCGCAUUCGCAUUCCCACGAUCACGAUCACGAUGCCUGCGACGACGCAGCCUGUACGGACCCGUCGCAUUCGCAUUCCCACGACCACGAGAGCUGCGAGGAUCCGAACUGCAUGGACCCAUCUCACUCGCAUUCGCACGACCACGAGAGCUGCGAGGAUCCAAACUGCACGGAUCACUCGCACUCGCACUCGCACUCGCACUCGCACUCGCACUCGCAUUCCCACGACCGAGACUCGACCUCUCUGGCGAAUCUGGGAAUUUCUAGCUUUGUGUACAGGGCUACGCGGCCGUUCGAUGCCACGCGGUUGAGGAAACUGUUGUUUGAUUGGCCGAUCCCCAUCAAAAACGAACUCGAUUUUGCCUUGGUCUCUAGCGAUGCAUCCAUAGAGGAAGAACAAGCUCUUGUCGAAAGAGGAGCAGGAGGAGGAGAACAACAACAACAACAACGACAACAACAACAACAACGACAACAACAACAACAAGACGACAGCCCCUUCGACGGGGUCCUCCGGUCCAAGGGCUUUUGCUGGAUCGCCCCCACCGCCUGGGACGGAUUGCUGGCCGACGCCUGGCGCCACGACCGGUCCAUGUACUGGAGCCACGCCGGGAAACACGUCGGCAUCGAGCCCGCCGGUCCCUUUUGGGCGUCGGUCCCGAGGCCGUCCAUGGAGGAGUUCUUUGCCAGGACGCAGAACCCCUCGGAGUGCGCGCGGAUCCUGCGGGAGGACUUUUGCACGGAGGAGUUCGGGGACCGGCGGCAGGAGGUCGUCUUCAUCGGGGUCGGCCUGCGGCGGUCGGAGAUCGAGGAGGCCCUGGACGGCUGCCUCCUCACCGACGGGGAAAUGGACGACUACCGGGGGCACCUGGAAGAAAAGAACCGGCUGCUUGCCAAGCCGGCGGCCUAGCAGCCCGGUUCGGUUCGACGCUCGCAACGGGGGAAGAAGAGCGCCGCUCUCGUCGUUGGUGGGAUUGCCGGUGCAAAACGAACCAUGGGCGAUCGAUGCAUUGCUCGAACUCGAACCAUCCGGAUGCGGUUCUGAUUGCUGCUGUAGAGAAAGCGUGGUGGUAUUUGUACUAUUGCAGCCUCGUUCGUUUGGUUGCGCUGGAAAUGAAAACACCGGAUUUGU